GAGCCCCGCAUUACCUGUAUUGCAGGCUAAUCUUCACUUGAGCCAGUCAAAUUGUGAGCCCUACAGCCAGGUUGUGAGGCAUGUCUGGACUUGAGGCUAGCUAAGUCACUAGGGGGUCAUGACUCAAGACGUUAAGUUACGUACCCCAUCUGCGAUUGUUGGAUUUUAGUGCGUCGCAAUGGCUAGGAAGACGGAAAUUGCGGUUGGCACAGGGAGUUCCUAUUCUUUCUGCGUGUCUUAUAUGAUGUUCUCUUUGGCUCAUGCUCUUUUUUCUUUUGUAAACUUUUGGAAUCUGGCCCCGUUUCUCCAUGAUUAUGUUGCCUUAACUAACCUAAUUGUCCUCCUUCCUUUUCUCCUUUUUGUUUUAAUAUUGUCAAGGUACUCCACGUCUUGGACAUUAGAGAAAUAAAUAAAAUUAAAUACCCUACUCAAAAUUACAUAAUCUGUGAAUUUCAUAUACAAUCCUUUAAAAGAGAAAACAAGAAUAAAGAAUAAAACUAGGUGGUGCAAAAAUUAGUGCAUGCCCAAUGAAUAACAGAAAGUACCAAGACAAUUACUCCGGCCAAGGCCCAAUACACUCAAACAGUGGUGAGCCGUUUGAUGAAACUACUUUUCCAUUGACCCAGUCCACAAUCAACGGUUCAACUGUCACAUAGGGAUUUAUAUUAGCUGAGAAGAGAGUUAAAUCAAGAAGUGAAGAAACAUAAAUGCGACCCCACUCCCACCAUCCUCACUUUACCUCCUUAUUACCCAUUUCGGAUCCCUCUCCAUUUGCUCACAAAAAAUAACUCUGUCUUCAAGUUUUUCAAAAGCUCCUUUCUUUAAUGAAAGAGAGAGCUAAAUCUGUUACUGUUAUAUUUUGAUAUUAUCUGCUUGCUUUGUUUUUUAUGGCUUUACACACUUUCUUACCGGAGCCGGCGGCAGGGCCCAUGAAACAACAACCGUUGACCAAGAGCAGGAGAAAGCAGAAAAAGCAAAAGGCGCAACCGUCUUCUUGGGACCAAAUCAAGAACUUGCUCACUUGCAAACAGAUGGAAGUGUCGAAAGUACAGGACCCUUCAAAGAAUAGCAACCCUCACUCAAAGCUUGGUUCCUCUUGCAACUCUAUCUGCAGCUUCAGGGACGUUGUUCAUGGCAACACAAGGGUUGUUCACAGGGCUGAUAAGUCACCUGAGAGUAGCACAUUGGGUCAAGAAACUUGGUUACUGAGACACAAAGCCUCAAAUGGCUCGUCAACUCGGUCGUCGUCAGGGUCAACAAGAUCCAACACUAGCACAACGUACACGACGUCAUCUUCAUCAAGAGCUAUGCAAUUCAGGAAACUUUCUGGGUGUUAUGAGUGUCAUAUGAUCGUUGACCCCAGCAGGUAUCCAUCCUCAAGAACAACUAUCUGUGCCUGCUCACAGUGCGGCGAGAUCUUCCCAAAGAUUGAAAGCUUGGAGCUUCAUCAAGCUGUUCGCCAUGCAGUUUCGGAGUUGGGCCCAGAAGAUUCGGGCCGAAACAUUGUGGAAAUUAUCUUCAAAUCAAGCUGGUUAAAGAAGGACAAUCCUAUCUGUAAGAUCGAACGGAUAUUGAAAGUCCACAACACCCAACGCACCAUCCAACGCUUCGAGGAUUGCCGCGACGCAGUGAAGACACGUGCUCUUAAUAGCACCAGAAAGAACCCUAGGUGCGCAGCUGACGGCAACGAGCUCCUCCGUUUCCACUGCACAACCUUAUCGUGCAACCUCGGCGCGCGUGGCUCGUCCAGCUUGUGCGGCUCGAUCCCGGAUUGCGGCGUCUGCUCCGUAGUCAGACACGGGUUCCAAACCAAAGGUGGAGCCGGGACCGCACAAUUCAAAGGGGUCCGCACUACGGCUAGUAGCGGUAGGGCCCAUGACUCAAUUAAAUGUACGGACGGGCGUAGAGCCAUGCUGGUUUGUCGCGUGAUCGCGGGAAGGGUGAAGCGAGUGACGGAUAAUGCGCCGUUGGAGGAGGAUAAUAGCAGCGUAUCGGCUGGCUCGUACGAUUCUCUAGCCACGUACGACGGGGUCUACUCCAAUCUGGAGGAGUUGCUUGUCUUUAAUCCAAGUGCUAUCCUUCCUUGUUUCGUAGUCAUCUACAAAGCGGUUGAAUCUUGACUCCUUUGAAGUUAAAAAUUUGAUAGUUACAUAAAAAUUUAAUUUUCUUGGUAAGCUUUGGCUCAAUUCGGACGGUUAAUCUCUUCGUAUCCCACAUCGAUUGUGUGUAAAUUUUUAAUAGAAUUGUACUAAAACCUAUGUUACUUUGAUCAAAACAAACUUUAGCUCAGUUUUAAAGACACUGAAAUCAUUGAUUGCUCGUUUAUGACGCAGACAGACACGGUCUGUAAUAAAUAGACAAAA
Durio zibethinus is the source of this 2363-nucleotide messenger RNA. RefSeq lists its product as uncharacterized. NCBI's taxonomy places the organism in Eukaryota, Viridiplantae, Streptophyta, Magnoliopsida, Malvales, Malvaceae. The record is from RefSeq and is a predicted model, not a curated record.